GACUUUUCAGCGAUUUUUCUCGAACUGUAUUGUAAGAUUUCGGCAAGUGUGUGGACAUAAAGAUUUGCAGCAAUACCACAUAUGCUAUUUAGAUAUCCUCUGGGUACUCACACCUGUUAGUCUGUGAAUAGCUGCAAUUGAUGUUAUAAUCAACAUCGAGAUGAGUGCCUGUCCUCACAUCGUUACCAACAGUGAUGUCACGUGGCGGGAUAUAGCCACUAAGAAAGAGAGUUCCCAGUGCCAAGCUUGCGGUGUGGCCGGACCGAAUCUGUGGCUGUGUUUGAAGAGCGGAUGUUUCUAUGUUGGCUGUGGAGAGUCCGCCGAAGACCACAGCUCGACUCAUGCGGAUGAGACAGGCCACUGCGUGACUCUCAACCUCACCACUCAGCGCAUUUGGUGCUACACGUGCGAGACUGAAGUGUUUCCUGGUCGAAAUAACCCGCCCUUUGUCAUCAAGGAUAACCACAUGCUAGCCUCGGAAAGUUCUCCGCUGCGUGGUAGAGUAACUAUCAGCCAGCAUCAUCACGAGGAGUCUGACACUGAUGAUGAGGAUGAGAAUAAGAAGCCGAGGGGCCUGACAGGUUUGAACAACAUCGGCAACACGUGUUACAUGAAUGCUGCCCUACAGGCUCUGUCGAAUUGUCCCCCUCUGACGCAGUUCUUUCUGGACUGCCCCGGUUUUGUCCGGACAGAUCAUAAGCCCAUGUUGUCGAAGAGUUACCUCAAACUGAUGCGGGAGAUGUGGCACAAGAAACGACCGAGCUAUGUCGUGCCGUCGUCUGUGGCUCAUGGAAUGAAGAUGGUCCUGCCGUGUACCUUCAGACUUAAUUCCCAGCAGGAUACCCAGGAGUUUCUAAGAUGUUUUAUGGAUCAGAUCCACGAGGAACUGAAGCAGAUAAAAAAUACCAUGGAAGCCACGCCGGAGGAAGAUGAAUCUGAGGUCAUUCCCGAUCAGCCGACAGAACGCCAUUCAUCGCCCCACAAGGCCAUGGAGACGAACCUGAUGGGACCGUCGGAUACAGAAUACGAGACGUGCGACUCUGGUCUCAGCAGUGAAAGGAAUUCCAUCGAGCAAGGUCUCGCGGAGGAAUCACAAGAUGUCCUGAUGGAGGCUGGGAGAAUCGCACGUGUUAAACCGACGAUCAUGGCGAAUAAGAAUGAUAGGAGUGAGUCGGUUUCAAACGGUGAUACACACGGACAUACGGUUAUAUCGGCCGAGACGCCGAGUGUGAUGUCUGUACCGGAUCAUGCUGCUGGCACGGGUGAACUGGCCAGUUCGGUUGAAAAAAUGGAAGUGAAAGAGUCGGGCACUGAGGAGAAAGAAAUUGACGAGAGCAGUUCUGUUGAGAGCACCUCGAUGCAGGUUGACAAUAUUGAAGGGGGGUCUGAGCCACCGCAGGCCGAGGCGAAAAAAGUUCAGAAGGAGGCUUCAAAUUUUGCGCAUAAGCGCAGCAAUGGUGAUCCGCCAACAGUUACUGAGGAGGCCCCUCGGAUGCCGACGGAGAUGACGGAAUUUACAGAUGCGUUGUCUGAUUUGGAGAUGUCGCCAGGACAGCGUCGACAACAAGGGAUCCGGUCACGGCAGGCGUCGGAAAGUGAACGUCUUCAACAACGUAUGGCGGCGAAACAGGGGAAGGGUAUUCAUGAGAAGCAGGGCGGCAAGAAGAAGUUCCCGGAGCACGUCAGUGUGAUUUCUGACAUCUUUGACGGGAAGAUUAACAGCUCUGUGCAGUGCCUCACUUGUGAACGGAUUUCGUCGACCAAGGAAACUUUCCAGGAUGUUUCGUUACCGAUCCCGACCAAGGACCACCUGCACAUGAUCCAUGCGUCGCAUGUCAACACAACAAUGAAGGGCACGUGUGGCGAGGUCAACCUACAACAAGGAUGGUUCGCUUGGAUGUAUACGUGGAUGAAAAGCUGGUUCUGGGGACCCCUAAUCACAUUGCAAGACUGCCUGGCCGCAUUCUUCUCGGCCGAUGAACUAAAGGGCGACAACAUGUACAGUUGUGAAAAAUGUAAAAAAUUGAGGAAUGGUGUCAAAUAUUCCAAAGUGUUGGAGCUGCCCGAGAUUCUAUGCAUCCACUUGAAGCGGUUCAGACACGAGUUCACCUCGAGUAAAAUCAGCAGUUAUGUUCAGUUCCCACUUGAAGGCUUGGACAUGGGACCUUAUCUACAUAAAGAGUGUACAUCAACAGUGACUAACUAUGAGCUCAUCGCUGUUAUCUGUCACCAUGGUAACGUGGGAGUCGGCCAUUACAUCGCUUACUGCCUGAAUGCGCUGAGCGACCAGUGGUACGAAUUUGAUGACCAGUAUGUGACCCGGGUGGACGAACAGACUGUUGAAAGUGCGGAGGCCUAUGUGUUGUUUUAUAGAAAAAGAAAUGACAACAUGAUCCCGCUGCGGCAGCAGGCCAUGGAGCUGAUGGAAGACAAAGAGGAGAGUCUGAUGCAGUUCUUCAUCUCGCGCCAGUGGAUCAACAGAUUCAACACAUUCGCGGAACCCGGCCCGAUCACCAAUGAAGAUUUUCUAUGCAAGCAUGGCGGGGUACCGCCUGCACAAGUGUCGUAUGUGGAUGAUAUGGUGACGGCUGUUUCGCAGCCUGUGUGGGAGUUUUUGCAUGAAACCUUUGGUGGUGGCCCGGCCGUCAAUCAUCUGUACCAGUGUGUCACGUGUCAGACAGAGUUGGAAAAACUCAAGAAGCGACAGAAACAUGAAAUGGACACAUUCAUACGGUUGAAUGCUGAAUUCAAAGAUGAGGAGAAUCCGAACGUCAUCUAUGCGAUCAGUAUGACGUGGUUCAAAGAAUGGGAGAACUUCGUCAGAGGCAAAGUGGAUGGUCCACCACCAGCUAUUGACAACGCGAAGAUAGCUUACGUCAAAAAUGGCAUCUCUUUCUUACGCACCAAUUCUGAUUAUGGCCAGUUAUCGGAGGAGAUGUGGCAGUUUUUGUUUGAAAUUUAUGGCGGGGGACCAGAGCUUGUUUAUAAAGAAAACAGCGCUGCGGUGGAGAGCAAGCCACUGGAAGCCGGGGAUGGAGCGAAGAUGGGGGAGAGUCCAAAGGUGUAAUUGGGACUGAGCAUGCAGAGGUAUCCAGUCGACAAGGGUGGUCCAAGAUAGGUUGAUAGUUUUUGAUUGGUAGACGCUCUGCGGUGUAUUAAUAUUGUGGUUCACUUGUCUGAUUUGGUGUUUGGCCAGAAACGCUGCAUUGCCAGUGGGGUUGUCAGAGUGGCACAGUCUGCCACCUCUAAGGUCCCGGGUUCAAUUCCCAGUCAGUCCCGGUACACUCAUGUGAUAGAGAGGGCAACUCUCUUCGACGGCGUAGGAUUCCUCCGGGGUCUCCGGUUUCCUCCUACUUACAUAAGAAUCGCCUUUAUUGUUUGUAGAGUUAAUAAAGUCAGAGGCUAGGCUCUCAAGUCAAUAUUUUAUUCAACACUUUGUGUUUAACAUUGCGUCACAGAAGCACUAUUUUGAGGUCAAAAACACAAAAUGAUAUGAUUGAAUGAAAAGUAAGUUGUUGCUGUUGACAAUAUUUAUAUUGUAUGUCUUUAUAUUAAAGAUGUUGUUUGGCUUUAGCAAAGUUGACAAUAGUGAGACUGAUCUUGCGAAUGAACUAGCUACAUACAUCUAAUAUGCGGAUGUAAUAUGCCAGUGACUUUGUUCUUCAUGACUGCCAUACUCUUGCAUACAUGUACAUGUACCUAUAGAUGUAUCAUAUAUCUUUGCAUGUUGGAAGAGAUGAUGUUAUUAUUUUUGUUGAUGCCCGAUUUAUAGUGGAAACGUACACGUACAUUGUACUACUGGCCUUGGUAUUAAAGCUUGUCUGCCUAGCUGAACCUAAUUUACAUGUAGUACAUGUACAUUGAUAAUACAAAUGUUGGUGUCUCAAAUCUUUCUCGAGUUGAACUUUGUAUCAGUUUUCAGACUCAUACACACGUGGUCUUUAGAGAAGGUUCAAUAACAUGGUGUUUUAAUACAUGUAGGUACAGAGUGUACAUGUACAUAGGUUGUUAUCGUAAAGCACUGUGCUGUCUGAUUUGCUUGAAUAAAAUCUUGUAUUAAUUAUAUAUGCAAUGAUGUUUAUUCCUGUGUAUAGAGCCUGCCCAGAGGAUGACAUCACAGAAAAUGACACCAUUUUAGAUGUACAUUUUUUUAACAGACGACCCUUCUUUUAUAAAUCUUAGCAGUUUCAAGUACACCACAAGUAGGUUAUAAUGUCAGCUGGCAUCUGGAUAGCGCAAAACGUUUUGGACCUCAGUCGAUGAAUUGGGUAAGAUAAUCUGCAAACCAAUGAUAUUUACUAUGAUCAGUUUCCAUUUCAAAAAUGUGGCUGAUGAGAAUCACAAAAUCAAAUUUCAUUGGCCUUAUAAUGGAGAAUGCUACUAAUCAAGAAUUAAUAUUGGUAUCAUGCAGGACUACUUGAUGUAAUGGUUAGAUGUUAUGACUUUCACAGUAUAUGCAUGUUGAGCUAUUACUACUAUUCAUACAUUAAUAAAUUAUUUAAAUC
Lineus longissimus is the source of this 4505-nucleotide messenger RNA. RefSeq names its product ubiquitin carboxyl-terminal hydrolase 20-like. The transcript is spliced from 14 exons. Gene Ontology annotation, molecular function: cysteine-type deubiquitinase activity; zinc ion binding. Gene Ontology annotation, cellular component: cytoplasm. Lineage: Eukaryota; Metazoa; Nemertea; Pilidiophora; Heteronemertea; Lineidae. Gene Ontology annotation, biological process: protein deubiquitination. The record is from RefSeq and is a predicted model, not a curated record. Bases 161 to 3067 code for a protein of 968 amino acids.